UCAAGAUUGAACUUUUCAUCCCCAAUACUCUGUACUUAGUUUUCUAUGAGCGAAAUAUAUUGGGUAGUAUGAUGAUGAUAAAAACUUUUUUGUGUUGUAUAUAUAUAUAGAGCUUCAUACGUUAAGCAGCUUCAUAAAACAUAAACAAAAGCCUUGCUCUGUUUGGAAACAGAGGAGUGAAUAUUAAAAACAGAAAGCAAGUAAAAAUGAAGGUUUCUGUUUCAGUGAUAAAGUUUGUAUUGUUUGUAUUUAUAUCUGCACUGCAAGAACCCAUUUUGGCUACUACUAAAAAGUCUUAUGUAGUGUACAUGGGAGCUCAUUCACAUGAUCAACACCAACUUUCUGAUUAUCAUUUGCAGCAGCUCACUGAAUCCCAUUAUGACUUCUUGGGAUCCUACCUUGGAAGCCGAGAAAAAGCCAAGAAUGCAAUAUUUUAUUCCUACACAAGACACAUCAAUGGUUUUGCAGCAAUUCUUGAGGAAGAACAUGCAUUAAAUAUAGCAAAGCAUCCCAAUGUGAUAUCGGUGUUUCCAAACGAGGGAAGGAAAUUGCACACAACUCGAUCAUGGUCUUUCUUGGGGCUCGAGGAUAAUGGACAAAUCCCUGCUUCAUCAUUAUGGGAAAAGUCUCAUUUUGGUGAACACACUAUCAUCGCCAACCUUGACACUGGGGUAUGGCCGGAGUCAAAGAGUUUUGGAGACGAAGGAAUGGGACCAAUUCCGUCAAGGUGGAAGGGAAUGUGCCAAAAUCAAACCACAUCUGCUGCUCUUGGUGGAGUCCACUGCAAUAGGAAGUUAAUCGGAGCAAGGUACUUCAACAAAGGCUAUCUAGCCGCAUUAUCAAGCAGCAAUAUCACCAACAUAACAAUAGUAAACACCCCUCGUGACUAUGACGGACACGGCACACACACCCUUUCCACAGCCGGCGGUUCAUUCAUUCGAGAUGCUAGCCUAUUUGGGUUCGGAAAAGGCGUAGCAAAAGGCGGGUCUCCACGAGCCCGAGUGGCAGCAUACAAGGUGUGUUGGCCGCCUAUAAAUGGCAACGAGUGCUAUGACUCGGAUAUCUUGGCUGGGUUUGAUGCGGCUAUUGCUGAUGGUGUUGAUGUUAUCUCGGCCUCAUUGGGUGGAACACCUACUCCGUAUUUUAAUGAUAGUCUUUCAAUUGGUUCGUUUCAUGCAAUGAUGAAGAAUAUUGUUUUAGUAUGUUCGGCUGGGAAUUCUGGGCCUGCUGAUAGUACGGUUGUUAAUGUUUCGCCUUGGAUUUUGACUGUUGGAGCUAGCACUAUGGAUCGUGAUUUUUCUGAUUAUGUGCUUCUUGCCAAUGGCCUACAUCUUAAGGGACAAAGCUUAGCACCAAAAUCAUUACCAACAGGGAAGUAUUAUCAUUUAGUGACUGCUGUUCAGGUGAAAGCAGCAAAUGUAUCCGUAAAAGAAGCACAAUUAUGCAAAUCCGGUACCCUAGAUCCUAAAAAGGCGAUAGGAAAAAUAGUCGUAUGCCUAAGAGGAGACAACGCGAGAGUAGACAAAGGCCAACAGGUCACAUUAGUAGGGGGUGUGGCUAUGAUCCUCGCCAACAACCAGGAAACCGCCAAUGAAGUCAUUGCUGAUCCUCACGUUCUUCCUGCUUCCCACAUCAACUAUAGUGAUGGUGUUCGUGUUUAUGCAUACAUCGAGUCCACCAAGUUCCCGAAAGCCUCCAUUACACGUACGACAACAAGGUUAAAUGUAAAGCCAGCACCGUUUAUGGCAGCAUUUUCAUCUAAAGGGCCGAAUGCCAUUACACCAGAGAUUCUUAAGCCGGAUAUAACAGCACCAGGAGUGAGUGUAAUAGCAGCAUACACUGAAGCACAAGGGCCAACAAACCAAGUGUUUGAUAAACGCAGAGUUAAGUUUAACUCUUUAUCAGGGACUUCUAUGUCAUGCCCACAUGUUUCAGGUGUUGUUGGUUUAUUAAAAACCCUUUAUCCUCAUUGGAGCCCUGCAGCAAUUAAGUCAGCUAUCAUGACCACAGCAAGCAUAAUAGACAAUAUGCAUGAGCCAAUCAUAAAUGCAUCCAACAUAGAAGCAAACCCAUUUCACUAUGGAGCAGGUCAUGUACAACCAAAUGGAGCCAUGGAUCCAGGACUUGUUUAUGAUAUGACAAUCAAGGACCAACUCAACUUUCUUUGUGCCCUUGGUUACAAUCACACAUCUAUUGCUUUAUUCUACAAGAACCCUUACAUUUGCCCACACAAAUUCAACAUCCUUAAUCUCAAUUACCCUUCAAUUACUAUCCCUAAUCUUAAGAAAUCCAUAAAAAUAACUAGAACUUUGAAAAAUGUUGGGUCUUCGGGCAAGUAUAUAGCCCAUGUUCAUAACCCAAAAGGGAUCUCAAUUUCUAUCAAACCUCAUGUAUUGGAGUUUACAAGCUUGGGUCAAGAAAAGACCUUCCACCUUAGAUUUAAAGCUAAGAAAGGAAUGAUAUCUAAGGAUUACGUUUUUGGAAGGAUAAUAUGGUCAGAUGGUAAGCAUUAUGUUACUAGUCCAAUUAUUGUUAAGGUGCUUUAAUUUAGUGUUGCUACUAAGCAAGAGUGGGUCCUGGUUCAGUGGCGACGAAUACCAUAUUUUCCAGGCGAGAAUUAGAUUGUUCGAUUCUGAUCGACCACCUACCCUAAUCUACCCUACCCUAAAUAUUUUAAACAAGCUAUUGUUAGAACCUUAAAUUAUUGAUGUUAUUGAUGAGUAUAAUUAUUAAUAUUAUGUCUACUUGUGUGCUA
Amaranthus tricolor (Joseph's coat) is the source of this 2755-nucleotide messenger RNA. RefSeq names its product subtilisin-like protease SBT5.3. The coding region runs from base 207 to 2546 and encodes 779 amino acids. The transcript is spliced from 11 exons. Gene Ontology annotation, biological process: proteolysis. Gene Ontology annotation, molecular function: serine-type endopeptidase activity. Lineage: Eukaryota; Viridiplantae; Streptophyta; Magnoliopsida; Caryophyllales; Amaranthaceae. The record is from RefSeq and is a predicted model, not a curated record.